AGCCAGGAAACCCUUUGGAGAAAAGAAGUGCACUACUUUUCUCUCUCUCUUUUGUGUUGUUGUUGUUUUUCUUUUUCUUUGUCUUCUUCUGUUAUUGUUGUUGCCGUGUCUGGGUCUGGCUGUUGUGGUCCUCCAGCCCGCGUCUCCUGUCCUAUUCUCCGGCUUCAUCCCGCCUUCCCUCCACCCCCCCUGGUGCGAAAUGGCGAAAGAAAACGGCGAGUCCAGCGACCUGUCCUGGAAGAAGCACGUCGAUGACAUCAAGAGCAUCUUUGACUUCAAGGAAGUCCUCGGGACCGGUGCGUUUUCUGAAGUGGUGAUGGCUCGGGAGAAGGCCACGGGAAAGAUGGUGGCAAUCAAGUGCAUCCCGAAAAAAGCGCUGAAGGGAAAGGAGACGAGUAUCGAGAAUGAAAUCGCCGUGCUCAGGAAGAUAAAGCACGAGAAUAUUGUGGCUCUGGAGGACAUCUACGAGAGCUCCAACCACCUGUACCUCAUCAUGCAGCUGGUGUCUGGAGGCGAGCUGUUUGACCGCAUCGUAGAGAAAGGUUUCUACACAGAGAUGGAUGCCAGCCGGCUCAUCCGACAGGUUUUGGAUGCAGUCAACUAUUUGCACACGAUGGGCAUCGUGCACAGAGACCUAAAGCCUGAAAACCUGCUGUACUUCAGUCCCCACGACGAAUCCAAAAUCAUGAUCAGUGACUUCGGCUUGUCAAAGAUGGAGGGAACGGGUGACGUGAUGGCCACCGCCUGUGGGACUCCGGGAUACGUUGCUCCUGAGGUUUUGGCUCAGAAGCCCUACAGUAAAGCUGUGGACUGCUGGUCUAUUGGGGUCAUCGCUUAUAUUCUGCUGUGUGGUUACCCUCCUUUCUAUGACGAGAACGAUUCGAAGCUCUUUGAGCAGAUUCUCAAGGCAGACUAUGAGUUUGACGCACCGUACUGGGAUGACAUAUCAGACUCCGCCAAAGACUUCAUCAGCAACCUCAUGGAGAAGGACCCAGAGAAGAGAUUCAUCUGUGACCAGGCUCUUGAGCACCCUUGGAUUGCCGGAGACACCGCUCUCUGCAAGAACAUACACGAGUCGGUCAGUCGACAGAUGCGGAAAAACUUUGCCAAAAGCAAAUGGAGGCAAGCCUUCAAUGCGACGGCUGUGAUCCGCCACAUGAGGCGUCUGCAGCUGGGCACCAGCUUUGGCAGCAGCAUCCACAACACCGUGUCCAACCCUCAGAGCCGCGCUCCCGCCAAGAGCCAGUCUGUGGACUGCGCCCCGCUCUCCCUGAAGGACUGUCCUCCAAUAGAACCGAUGUCCUCUGCUGUAAACGUGUACAAUCAGGACUCUGACGCCCCCUCCGCUGUACUCGAGGAACCGUCCGCGGUGGCCGAGCCGUCGCGCCUGCGGCCCUCCACCGUCACGGUCAUCCACACUGGGACUAAAUGACGCCAGGUUCCGCGGGAGGUGAGCUGGGAGACCACAGAGCUUUGAGACAGGGGGGGGGGGUGAACCACCAUCCCAGGCCUCAACGUUGUCGCCCAGUUUUGCUCAUCCCGCAACCUCCCAUCUGUUUCUGCCAACCACGGGAGGAAUUUGAGGAGCGUUGGCUCAGCCCGGCACCCCCCGCUGCCUCCCUUCCCACUCUCAUACAGACCUGGAAGUACAGAGGGGAAGAUGCUCACCAGAAGUUGUUAUUGUGGAAGCCGCACUCAGCCUGGAUCACGGUUGUCUGGCAGAUGAACGGGGAAGUGCCACACUAAAGGGAACUCUUUAUUGACGCUGCUAUCAGUUUUGAACUGAGUGUCUUGAGAAAAGGACGCUCCGCUGUAUGCCUUGUGUAAAUAUCCUGCCUGGAAAUGUUGAGUGGUGUCAUGUUAUGCAAGUGAAAUAUAGGCUUCAAGCUGUGGUACAUAAUUGUGACAUCGCCUGCACUCUGAACUUCCUCUUGUUGUUUUGACAGCUCUUGUUAAUUUGCUGUGGUGUUUGCUCCAAUGGCUCCCAACAGUGUGACAGUGUGUGUGUUAUCUCUUUGCUUUAAAGUGUGUGAGCAGGACGAUGUGCUUCAAUCACGGCUGUGAUGGCUGAGAGGACUGGUGCGUUGCACUAAUGUAUUGGAUUAUUUAUUUUCUUACAAUAUAUAUUAUGACUUUUGUAACAUGUGUACAUGUGCUAUUAGACAGGGCCGGGACAGUUAUUGAAUUGAAUGAUGAGGACACAGUAUCUAAUAGGUGUUACUUUGUAAAUAAUGUUUUAUUUGAUGAAUUAUAUUUUUGGGACGUGACUGUGAAGUCCUCCUUGACCACAGGAGGGCAACCAUGUGUUGUUGCUGUGUGACCAGUUCUCAGGGAUGUGCUCCAACAUGAAACCAACCAAUCCCCCUCACUGCUGAUGAGGAGGGGGGAAUCGUUAAACCUCUGUAAACUGCAUGUGAUUCUAAUGUGCCAUUGGGAGAGUUUGACAGAUGUGUUCUCUCUUUUUAAAUCCAUCAUCGUUGGUAGUAUGAGUGUAAUGUAACUUGAACUGAAUGGAUUGUGUUUCCCUUUAAAAACCUUGAAUCAUAUUUGGAUUUAAAGAAUGUUGUGUUCGUCAGGAAAAGUAAACUGACAAAUGAAUGCCAAUGUAUCUUCAUAACAAUUGCUCCCACUGCAGAAUUAAUCAGUCGGGUUCAGUUCAGUAUUCGUAUAUAUAUUCUGCUCUGCUUCCGCUCACGGAGUGGCUGGUCUGAGAACAGCUCCGUCACUCUGUGUUUAAUCACUGUGCUUUCAUACCAGCCUGUUGAAUUUAGCAGAAAGACUCUCAUUCUCCAGAGAAAAGAAGGUAUCUGUCUCUGGAUUUGCUCCGUGGUAUCUCUAUUUAAUUUUAAAUCCCUCAACAUGAAUGGUAAAAAAAAAAGGACAUUCCACCAGAAUAUGCCCGAUAUCAAGGGCUUUGCCAUAUUGAAUUAUCAAAAAAUGUGGUGAAUAUUGACACCUACUUACUGUAAAUACAAAGCUCAACAACACUUUAGCUUGGGACUUGAGUGUUCAUUUUUGUCUUCCCCUAUAUCUCCCCCCCCCCCCCUCCCUCCCAAAAAAACAUCAGCAGAAUGCUGACUCAUUGCAAGCCCCUCGAUUUGCAUGUAUAACAUAUUGUUGCAGAAAUGUGCUGUGGAGUUGUAGAGAUUCAUGUAUUAAAAAAAAUGCAUGCA
Messenger RNA from Pseudoliparis swirei, 3173 nucleotides. RefSeq names its product calcium/calmodulin-dependent protein kinase 1Db (gene camk1db). Bases 200 to 1432 code for a protein of 410 amino acids. Lineage: Eukaryota; Metazoa; Chordata; Actinopteri; Perciformes; Liparidae. Gene Ontology annotation, cellular component: intracellular anatomical structure; cytoplasm. The transcript is spliced from 11 exons. Gene Ontology annotation, molecular function: calmodulin binding; calcium/calmodulin-dependent protein kinase activity; ATP binding. The record is from RefSeq and is a predicted model, not a curated record. Gene Ontology annotation, biological process: peptidyl-serine phosphorylation.